UUUACCCGCCGAUGUGGUCGCUGUUUCAGUUGCGCUUUUUUUUCUGCGGAAUUUCUCUGGUGCGAUGCGCGUGGCGAAUUGAAUCGGCCAUUUGGCAAUUAAAACUGAAAUCGAUUUGGCCGUGGCUCAACUUCGAAGAAAAGGGGCGUGGCUGGGGGCGCGGGGUCAGGUGUCACGUGUCGUCAGCACAAAAUAGCCCGAACUAUUGCCACCCGAGUCAUAAAUAUUUGGGUUAAUAAAAAGGGAAUAUCUGAUUACAUAAAAAAUGGUUUCACAACUGAAAGUCAAUUGAAUCUCUGUUCCUCCGUCACCGCGUCGCGAAGCCGUUAAAACUGCCGCUCCCAAACAUUCGCUGCGAUGGCCACCUCAUCGAUACUCGCCAAAAGCACAAUUAACAGCACAUCGCCACCGGCCACGCCCAGCAGCAGCGCCUCCCCCGGCUCCACACUGACCACCCGGAAGCGGACCUACGAGAUAGCCAUUGCCAUGCCCUCGUCCACCGCCUCCAGCAGCGCCACAAAGGUAACGGAAGUCCAGGAUCAGCGCACAAACAGCCCCGGCAAGUCCAAGAGCCGGCCCGGCCAACUGGAGAGCGUCCUGGUGGUCGGCGAGGGAGCCAGCGAGCCCACUACCUCGGCCACCACCCUGCGGGACAGCACACGCACCAUCUCACAGAGCGACGCCGACGAUGGCGGCGAAGCAGCGGCCGCCGAGGACCUGCUGCCCCCACAGUCGGAUUACCUCAACGGCGUCAAGCGGAAGUACGUCCCGCAGCAGCAGGCGUCGCCGAAUCACCGGGUGGUGCCCGCAUCCACCUCGCAGCAAUUCUUCAGCGGAGCCUCCGAUUUUGCUACAAUUUGCAAGCCGGCGCCCUACUCUCACGACGAGGAGGCCAUGCUGGAGCGGGAUAGGUGUGACUACACUCAGAGGAUCACCUACCAAAUGGCCCGCUCCGGACAGACGACCCGCAGGGUGAGGGUCUACGCCGAUGGCAUCUACGAUCUGUUCCACCAGGGCCACGCCCGCCAACUAAUGCAGGCCAAGAAUAUCUUUCCCAACGUGUACUUAAUUGUGGGCGUGUGCAACGAUGAGCUCACCCACCGCAUGAAGGGUCGCACCGUGAUGAACGGCUUCGAGCGAUACGAGGGAGUGCGUCACUGCCGCUAUGUGGACGAGAUCGUCCAGAAUGCGCCAUGGACUCUGUCCGAUGAAUUCAUCGCCGACAACAAAAUUGACUUUGUGGCCCACGACGACAUUCCGUAUGUAACCGAUGGCAUGGACGACAUCUAUGCUCCUCUCAAGGCGCGCGGCAUGUUCGUGGCCACGGAGCGCACUGAGGGCGUGUCCACCUCGGACAUCGUGGCCCGGAUCGUCAAGGAUUACGAUCUGUAUGUGCGUCGUAAUCUCGCCAGAGGCUAUUCGGCCAAGGAACUCAAUGUGUCGUUCCUGUCCGAGAAGAAGUUCCGGCUGCAGAACAAGAUGGACGAGCUGAAGUCGCGCGGCAAGCGCGAGCUGAGCAAGGUGAAGGUGGACAUCAUCACCAAGUGGGAGGAGAAGUCGCGCGAGUUCAUCGACACCUUCCUGCUGCUGUUCGGACGUGAGAACCUGAAUCACUUGUGGAACGAGUCGAAGGGCAAGCUUCUGCAGGCACUCAGUCCGCCGGGCAGCCCGUCGGGAUCCGUAAACGGUGAUGACACGGAGGGCGGCGAGGACUACAGCGAAACUAUUGACGAGUACUUGGAAAUGGCCGAGAAGUUGAGCGGGGGCAGCGGCAGCGGCAGCAGUGGAUCGCUGAACGGCAAACAGAGGCCGAAGCAGAAGCGCUCCUCGCUGGCCCGCCGCAGUUACCAGAGUCUGCAGAGCCGAUCACCCGACCUGGAAGCGGAUGGGGACGAGGAUGCGGAUGCGGAGUACGAGCGGCGCAGCGAUUGAUUCUAGUGCGGGCCAGCCCGAUCUUUUCUUCUUCUCUUAAUGUCUUUGAUGCUAUUGUGAAUGGACUUGUUUGCAACUAGUUCGACGGCACACUAUAGAUGCCCCAGGAUCGCCACGCAGGCUCCACGAACACACACUUAUAUUUACUCUAGCCCUAAGUGGUACUGUAAUCCCAAUGUUUUAGUUGGCACUCGUUCCCCUCCUUCCUCAACUCCACCUGCCCAUCUCCAUCUGUGAGAAUCGAGGGAAUCCUGUAGCUAAUUCAGUUGUGUGUGUGGGACAAGCAACCACCAACGCGGAAAAGACUCAUUUUUGUAUUAGGCACUCGGCGGACUGUGCACGAAAUCAAUCGGCAGUGGCGGCAGAUUCAGGUGCCGAAAGUAUCUAGAAAUAUUUAUAUUAAAUUAUUUCGCAUAACAUUAAACUAAGUUAACACACCGCAACCAGAACACCAACCAAUAUAGAGAAAUCCAAACAAAUUACGAAAUACAUUCGGAAAAUGCAAAAAAAAGAAAACAAGUAAUUAGUAACAGUUGGCAAUAGCGGAACUAUUGCAAAUGCUUUGUUAAAUAUUUUUUGAAAAAUAAACAUUGAAUCGAAAGGAAAUAGAAGUAA
Molecule: messenger RNA, 2547 nt
Organism: Drosophila simulans
Lineage: Eukaryota; Metazoa; Arthropoda; Insecta; Diptera; Drosophilidae
Product: choline-phosphate cytidylyltransferase A
Exons: 4
Coding region: 358-1932 (524 amino acids)
Biological process (GO): CDP-choline pathway
Molecular function (GO): choline-phosphate cytidylyltransferase activity; phosphatidylcholine binding
Source: RefSeq, a predicted model, not a curated record